Symphalangus syndactylus (siamang) is the source of this 3180-nucleotide messenger RNA. RefSeq names its product lysine methyltransferase 5C (gene KMT5C). Gene Ontology annotation, molecular function: histone H4K20 methyltransferase activity; protein binding. Gene Ontology annotation, cellular component: nucleus. NCBI's taxonomy places the organism in Eukaryota, Metazoa, Chordata, Mammalia, Primates, Hylobatidae. The record is from RefSeq and is a predicted model, not a curated record.
GAGCCGAAGGAGGCAGUGGGAGGUGUUGGCGGCGGCGGCGGCGCGGGCGCCUGAGGAGGAGGAGGAGGAGAAGCGGGUGAGGGGCGGCGCGGGGCCCGAUCUCUGAGCCCCUUCACGGCCCCAGCCCCGCGCCGCCUUGGCUCCCCAGUCGCCCCCUGCCCCGACUGCCCCCCAACCCGCCCGGCCCCUCCUCCUGUGCAGGCGCCCACGUCUCCCGGCCCCUCGCCGGGCCUCGGGCUCCGCGGCACUGCAGCCUCCUUCCUGUGCUUCCUCACCCGGGCCCUGACCCCCUUCUUACGUCCACGGCCCUCCCUGCAUCCUCAGGGCCUCUCCCUGACCUCCUGUCACUCUCCAGGCCUCUCCCUGCACCCCCAGACCUCCUCCUGCACCCCCCAGGGCCUUUCCCUGACCUCACCCCCCAGGCCUCUCCCUGCACCCCCAGGCCUCUCCCUGCACCCUCAGGGCCUCUCCCUGACCCCUCUGUCACCCCCGGGCCCUCCCUGCACUCCCACGGUCAAUCCCCGACCUCCUCUCACCCUCCAGGCCUCCUCCUGAACCCUCUAGGUCUCUCUGUGCCCUAGAACCUCUCCCUGACCCCUCUGUCCCUCUUCUGGCUCUCCCUGGACCCUGAGGUCGGCCUCUGACCCUGCAGGUCCCUUGCCCUGGGCUCUCACCGCCUACCCAGGCGCCUCCCUGGGCCCCCAGGCCCUUCCCUAGGGUCUCCCUUUCCUGGAUCCCCCAGGACGCCACCAAGCCCCGUCUGGAUCCCUGGGCCCCUGUCCGCCUUCCGAGGCCCUUCACUCACUGGACACCCAGGAUCUUCUCCGCCAUCCCUGGACCGCCCCCCAACCCAGCCUCGCAGUCUGUCCCCGACCCCUCUACAGCCGUCUCUGCAGCUCCCGCUCCUUGCCCUGCCCCAUCUCCUCCUCUCCUGGGCGCAGAUGAGCCUGGGGCGCCCUGGUGCGGGGACGAGGCUGGCCCUCCGUCCAGAUGAGAUGAGCGGCCCCCAUGGCUUUUGAGUAGUGCAGGAGUGGAGUCAGCACCGAGCCAGGCUCCCCGCGCCUGCCUUGCCCUCACCUGCUCCUGCGCUCCGCCAGAGGCAGCAUGGUCCGCAGGGCACCAUGGGGCCCGACAGAGUGACAGCACGAGAGCUGUGCGAGAACGACGACCUGGCCACCAGCCUCGUCCUGGACCCCUACCUCGGUUUCCGCACCCAUAAGAUGAACGUCAGCCCUGUGCCCCCCCUGCGGCGACAGCAGCACCUGCGCUCAGCGCUGGAAACUUUCCUGAGGCAGCGGGACCUGGAGGCUGCGUACCGGGCCCUGACGCUGGGAGGCUGGACGGCCCGCUACUUCCAGAGCCGGGCCCCCCGGCAGGAGGCUGCCCUCAAGACCCACGUCUAUCGCUACCUCCGUGCCUUCCUGCCGGAAAGUGGCUUUACCAUCCUGCCCUGCACGCGCUACUCCAUGGAGACCAACGGGGCCAAGAUCGUGUCCACUCGUGCUUGGAAAAAGAAUGAGAAGCUGGAGCUGCUGGUGGGCUGCAUUGCAGAGCUGCGGGAGGCAGAUGAGGGGCUGCUGAGGGCCGGUGAGAACGACUUCAGCAUCAUGUACUCAACCCGCAAGCGGAGUGCUCAGCUGUGGCUGGGCCCAGCCGCCUUCAUCAACCAUGACUGCAAACCCAACUGCAAGUUUGUGCCUGCAGACGGGAACGCGGCCUGCGUGAAGGUGCUGCGGGACAUCGAGCCCGGGGACGAGGUGACGUGCUUCUACGGAGAGGGCUUCUUCGGCGAGAAGAACGAGCACUGUGAAUGCCACACCUGUGAGAGGAAAGGUGAAGGAGCUUUCCGAACCAGGCCUAGGGAGCCUGCGUUGCCACCACGGUCCCUGGACAAGUACCAGCUACGUGAGACCAAGCGGCGGCUACAGCAAGGCCUGGACAGCGGCAGCCGACAGGGCCUGCUGGGCCCUCGGGCCUGCGUGCACCCGUCCCCACUGCGCCAGGACCCGUUCUGCGCCGCCUGCCAGCCCCUGCGCCUGCCAGCCUGCAGUGCCCGCCCAGACACCUCACCCCUCUGGCUCCAGUGGCUGCCUCAGCCCCAGCCCCGAGUGCGGCCCCGGAAGCGCCGACGCCCCCGGCCCCGGAGGGCCCCAGUGCUAUCCACCCACCACGCCGCCCGCGUCUCCCUGCACCGAUGGGGAGGCUGUGGCCCCCACUGCCGCCUGCGAGGAGAGGCCCUGGUGGCCCUGGGCCAGCCCCCCCAUGCCCGCUGGGCCCCCCAGCAGGACUGGCACUGGGCCCGGCGCUAUGGGCUGCCUUACGUGGUGCGUGUGGACCUUCGUCGCCUGGCCCCAGCCCCACCAGCCACCCCAGCCCCUGCUGGGACCCCAGGCCCCAUCCUGAUCCCGAAGCAGGCCCUCGCCUUCGCCCCCUUCUCCCCACCCAAGCGCCUACGGCUGGUGGUCAGCCACGGCUCCAUCGACCUGGAUGUCGACGGUGAAGAGCUGUGACAGGCCGGACGGGGAGGCCCAGCAGGGAGAGAGGGUCUCUCUCCUAGCUACUCCCCAGGACCUCCAGAAGGAGUCCUUGGACCUCUGGGAGGGAGCUGACCCUUGACUCCAGCAUAGCUCUGACCCUGGAAUGGGGUUGGUGUGGACACCCCCAGGGAUCUGACCCCUGACCCUUUGUGACUGCUGACCCCUGAGCCACCCCCACUCCCACAGGGAGCCCUGGCCAUUUGUUGCCCUCCCCACCCCUGCCCCAGCCUCAGGACUGCAGGAGCUAUCCGCCUCCCUCAGCCCCUUCCUCACCAGGGAGCAAAGCCAUAAGGGGCAGGGGCCACCCCACGGCAUCUCCCCAGAAGUACAGGCCUCAGGAGGAGGUGGAACUGAUGUAGGGGUGGCACUCCCCAGAGACUGCCCUCACGAGGGGACUGGGUUCGCUCUCCGCUCCGCAGCUGUUUGUGGUGGGGGAAGGUUGGGGGGUGUCUGGGGGCAUGUUCCCCUCACCACCCCCCGUGGGUCUCAGGGAGGCCGGGUGCGACCUCAUCUUUCUCAUGGUGCUAUCCUGGUGCUAUUGGGGUGGGGAGCUCCCUCCCCUCCCCCACACCAGAAAGGGGUAUGUUGGGGGAUUGGAAGCACUUGAACUUUUUAUUUUAUUAAAACCUUGUUAUAAGCAGCA